Phlebotomus papatasi is the source of this 4371-nucleotide messenger RNA. RefSeq names its product espin (gene f). NCBI's taxonomy places the organism in Eukaryota, Metazoa, Arthropoda, Insecta, Diptera, Psychodidae. Gene Ontology annotation, molecular function: actin filament binding. The coding region runs from base 120 to 3902 and encodes 1260 amino acids. The transcript has 14 exons. Gene Ontology annotation, cellular component: cytoplasm. Gene Ontology annotation, biological process: actin filament bundle assembly. The record is from RefSeq and is a predicted model, not a curated record.
AAAACCGUAAAGUUUAGUGAAAAUCUCUUGUGCAUAAUGGAUAUUUAGAAAGGAAAAAAAGUGUCUACAGAUAUUUUCCAACUGGUGUGAUCCACUUGAAAAGAAAUGCACCCAAGCAAAUGGUGUCAGAGGAUGAAAGGGUGCUAAUGAUGUUUGACUUCAGAACCUGCCUCCUAGACUUGAUUCGUGGCGUCCAGGUGAGCCCCAAGCCUAAGAAGAGUCUCAAGGAAAUGUCCACGCGGUACUCCAGCAACUUCAUGCAGAAGUACAACGACGUCAACAUCAUCCAUUUCAAUGAGAACAUGUCCAUGGCCAGCAAGGGCAGUACUCUCAAAUUCUCACCAAGAACCAGAGUUCCCGGAGCCUUCAGGACCAGUCCAAUUAGCAACAGUUUCUCCAUUCGCAGCAAAUCUGGGAGUAUCUUCGACGGAGCCUGUUACGAAUUUAGCUCAGACGAUCGCGGAACGGACGACACUCUAACGUCCUGCACGGAAGACACGGAUGACGGAGAAGACGGUGGCAGAUUGAGUGACGCCAGAGCCACUGCCAACGGAUCAAUGGACUCCUUCUGCACUCUCUGCACUUCCAGCUUCAGCUUCAACAACUGCAAUGCCUGCGAAGGAAGUGCCUGCAGCUCCAAAUGCAGCGCAGACAGCAAUUGCUUCUGUUGCCUCGAUCGCAGCAUCGGAAGAACCACGGUGGGGUGCAGCGAUCCAAUUGAGUCCAGAACCCACUCCCAUCUGGACUCAACAUCCCAAUCCCCAACCAUGCCGUCCGUGGAACGUCCGGCCGGUGGUGCCCUUGCCCUUCACUAUGCAGCAGCACGUGGAUGCCUCGAUUGCGUCCGGCUGCUAGUGGAAGCAACUCCGGACAUCAGUGCCAACACGCAGAUGGACAACGACGUGACUCCUGUUUAUCUAGCAGCUCAGGAGGGUCAUCUGGAGGUGCUGAAGUUUCUUGUACUGGAAGCCGGAGGGUCACUCUAUGUUCGUGCUCGCGAUGGAAUGGCUCCCAUUCAUGCGGCCUCUCAGAUGGGAUGCCUCGACUGUCUCAAGUGGAUGGUUGAGGAACAGGGAGUUGAUCCAAAUCUUCGGGACGGCGAUGGAGCCACUCCAUUGCAUUUUGCAGCCUCUAGAGGACACUUAUCAGCUGUUCGAUGGCUCCUCAAUCACGGUGCUCGUCUGUCGCUGGAUAAAUAUGGAAAGAGUCCAAUUAACGAUGCUGCUGAGAAUCAGCAAGUUGAAUGUCUCAAUGUAUUGGUGCAGCACGGAACCACACCGGAUCAUCACAAUUCGGAGGGGAAUUACCGGCAAAAGGCCAGCAAGAAAUACAACAAUGGCUACUACAAACAGUCGCAACAUCACAUGGCCAGCAAUCAGAACCACUCGGAGCGCCACAAAGUCACAUCAAAGUCCUCCUCAGCUCACAGUUCAGACACCGAACCAUUCUAUCUGCAUCCGCCAACAGUACGUCAGGAUGGUGUCUAUACAAGAUCCCGAUCACCUCCGGAUGCAUCUUCAGUCUAUGGACCUGUUGUGCCCAAUGACGGGCUCUAUGUCAAUCCCAUGCGCAAUGGAUCACUGACACCUCCGAGUCCAGGAGGCAGUAUUUCUGGUGAAUCUUUCUAUCUGCAUGAUCCGCAAGAAGUCAUCUACAACAGGGUGAAGGAUCUCUUUGAUUCAGACAGCAGCAACAAAGAUGGCAGCACAGGCGGAGGAUCACAUCCAAAUGCCUUGACAGUCCAAGUGGAGGUUCACUCCAGCAGCAGUGGAGCUGGAAGUGGCUCCGAGGAGAGUCUGUCAGUGGCAUCAUCGGCUUCAGAUACGGCUCCCGCAAUUCCUUCGUUGAAUCGUUCUGGCGGAGCCAAUAAUACAGCCACGAGUGGUCACGAUCAUGACUACGAGGAUAUUUAUUUGGUGAGGGAGGAGGCUCAUGGGGCAUCCCCAAAGAGCACAGCAGGACCAAAGGGGGCCCAGGGAAGGAGUCGCUCACGCGACAGUGGGUCACACAGUCGUUCGGCGAGCGCUAGUUCCAACCAUAGCAAUGACAUUGUGGUUCAGUACUCAGGUGGCGGAUGCAGCAAUAUCAUCAAGAAACGCAAUAUCCUAAAGGACUCAACGGCUGCCAAGGGAAAGUAUGAUAUACCACGGAAGACCACUGAAGUGUACAACUCUAAGAACUUUUCGGGUAGCAAGAGCAGCUCACCUGUGUUGAAGAAUGACACUUACGAGAGCGUUUGCUCGCCGGAGGAUACACAGGAAAGACUAAAGAUGGCUCAAAGGCAUCAGGGAGCUACCAAGGGGACACCUGCAGGAGGAGGGAGUGUGAAUGGGGCAAGGCAGCUUCUCAAGAGAGUUGUCUCGGCGCCGAUUACUAACAAUGAAACUAAAGUUGUUGGUCCACCUCCGCCGCCACUUCCACCCCCUCUCAAGGCACCUAACCAUUCCACCAGCUGCAGCAACAACUCCCAGUCAUCCACCAUGUCCACCACCACGGGCUCCUCCAAUUCCAUGGACGCUCAGCCGGUGGCGAAUGAGGUGGAAAGCCCUCCGGACUCGGACUCUGGCCUCGAGGUGGUUGAGGAGCCAACUCUCAGACCUUCGGAUCUCGUGCGCGGGAAUCACAAUCGCAGCAUGUCCACGGUAUCUGCAAAUAAGAAAGCCAAAUUGAUCAACGGCAGCGGCAGCAACUUCGAGGAGAGUCAGUGUUAUUCACAUCUUGGCGGUGAACGGCCCAGCUCGCGUCCAGGUGGACCAAAUCUCGUCAAUAAACAGCUUGUGCUGCCAUUUGUGCCGCCCAGUUUCCCUAAUGGGUCAAUGUUGGACGGCUCAAAUCACCUGAUCAAACCAUCCGAGUAUCUCAAGUCUAUCAGUGAUAAACGGUCCAGUGCAUCCUCAGCGAGGUCCACGGACACGGAGGAUUACAUGCAGCUGUCGCAGACUACAUCACCACUGCCUCCAGCUGUUCCGGAACCACCUCGACCUCCGCCACCGCCACCGGCGCCCCCGCUGCUGGUCGCCGUGCCACCCAAACAGGCCCCAUUGCAACCCUCAGCCCCAGACACGGCCACCAGGAAGCAGCAGCAACCCCUGUCGGCCAUCUCCAUUCAGGAUCUCAACAGUGUUCAAUUGCGUCGAACAUCGGACAAAAUGCUGGGAAAGACUUUUUCAGCUCCCACCCGGAGCAUGAGUAUGCAAUGCCUCUCCAGCACAAAUGAGUCCUUCCUGUCGCAAAAAACUGACCUAAUUGCAGAGUUGAAAUUGAGCAAGGAUAUCCCUGGGAUUAAGAAGAUGAAGGUGGAACGUGCCAAGAUGGAAGAUCGACAUGAGAAGGAGCUGUAUAUGGAUAUUUCAAAGCAAUUCACAGCUUCGAAUUUUGUGGAUCAGAAAUGUUUGCAGGUGCCGGAGAAGGAUCAGGCGGGGAAUAUCAUUCCGGACUGGAAGCGUCAGAUGCUGGCCAAGAAGGCGGCAGAGCGUGCCAAGAAGGAGUUUGAGGAACGAAUGGCUCGUGAGGCGGAAGAUCGAAGACUUCAGGCAAUUCCACAGUGGAAGAGGGAUCUGCUGGCCAGACGAGAGGAAGCGGAGAAUAAACUAAAAGCUACCGUUUACACACCACGAGUGGAAGAGAGUUCGAGGCUGUCCAACAGCUGGAGACUCGCCCAGAGAGCCAUGUCCAUUGACAACAUCAGCUUCCUGCCAAGUGGAACUGAUGACAAGACGCUGAGCAACAAGGAGAACACCAAUGGCCACGAGGAGUCCCCAGCAGUCAAUGGGACUUCCAUGAAUGGAUCAAUCGAGCAGAAUCUGCACAAAGAUCAAGCACAGCAGGAUGAGAAUGAAAAUAUAAUUCCAUGGCGAGCGCAAUUGAGGAAAACCAACAGUCGACUCAGUCUAAUUGGAUAAGACGUUGUGAUUUUUUGUAGGAAAGAGAAAUAUUGCUGUUUUUUUGAAAGUGAAAAAAAAUCGAAUAUCAAAGAUAAGUUGCAAUAUUAGAAGUUAAAAAUUAUAGGGAAGAUUUUAAAAUACAUUGUACAUCAAGCUCUUAUUCAUACCGUUUUCUCUAACAAUAACAUUUAUUAUAUUAUGUGAUUUUCUCGAUAAUUAUUAUACUAUUAAAAUAAAGUAAAAUAAAACAAAAAAAAAACAAUUUUGAGAGACAGAACAAGCGAAAACAGAAAAUGGAGGAAAAACUACUGUAACAAUUUUUUGUAAUAUAGUGGACGAAUGCUUAAUCAUUUGUAAUGUUUAAACGUAAAUAACUACUAUUAUUGGGCGGGGUACAGUAUAUGAUGUGUAAUUUUAUAUAGAUGAAAAAAAACAACAUUAGCAUGUAAAUGAUUGUUGCAAUAAAGUGAGAUAUUUCUUGAAAGUA